Molecule: messenger RNA, 1455 nt
Organism: Toxorhynchites rutilus septentrionalis
Lineage: Eukaryota; Metazoa; Arthropoda; Insecta; Diptera; Culicidae
Gene: spidey
Product: very-long-chain 3-oxoacyl-CoA reductase
Exons: 5
Coding region: 185-1141 (318 amino acids)
Cellular component (GO): endoplasmic reticulum
Molecular function (GO): oxidoreductase activity
Source: RefSeq, a predicted model, not a curated record
CGUCGUCGUGUCGUCACAACAUUGUCGCGGUGCCAAUGGUGGGUCCUAGCCGUGAUAGCGCCGUCAGUUCGCAACAAUUUAUCGACCGGAGAAGAGAGAUAGUUUGAGUAGGUGCCUCUCUUCUACAUGCCAUCCAGCCAGGAUAGUUCAAAGGAUUACCAAAAUUCAGCCAGCAAGGAGAAAAAUGGUCGACGUUUACGACAUCGUCAGCGGAGUGUGUGUCUUCAUCGUAUCGAUCCAGCUGCUGCGGAAGGUGUUCCCAUGGAUUUACGAGAAUUUUGUCGGACCGAAACUGAUCGGGUCCGGAAUUAAGCUGAAGGAGAUGGGAGAGUGGGCAUUGGUUACCGGAGCAACCGAUGGAAUUGGCAAAGCCUACGCCAAAGCCCUUGCUAAAAAGGGCCUCAAUGUGGUGCUGGUCAGCCGGACUCUCUCCAAGCUCGAGGAUAUCGCUAAAGAGAUUGAAUCCGAGAGUAAGGUCCAAACGAAGAUUAUCGUCGCCGACUUCACGGGUGGAGCGGAAAUUUACGAAGCGAUCGAGCAGCAAACGGCCGGUCUCGAGAUUGGUGUACUGGUCAACAAUGUGGGCAUGAGUUACUCCAACCCGGAAUACUUCCUCGCCCUGCCCGACCAGGAGAAAACCGUGACCAAUGUGAUCACCUGCAACAUCUUCUCCGUCAUCCGGAUGUGUAAACUCUUCCUGCCCGGGAUGGUCGAACGCAGGAAAGGCGUCAUAAUUAAUAUCUCAUCCCUCGCGGCCGUUAUACCGUCACCGAUGCUGAGCGUCUACGGGGCCACCAAAUCGUUCGUGGACAAAUUCAGUGAUGAUUUGGGGUCGGAGUACGCCAAACAUGGGGUCAUCGUGCAGUGUGUGCUGCCAGGUCCGGUGGCCACCAACAUGUCCAAGAUUCGUCGCUCCACUUGGAUGGCUUGUUCGCCCAAAACGUUCGUGUCGAACGCACUCAACACGGUAGGAAUCGCUAAACACACGACCGGUUACUACCCGCACGCCCUGUUCCUAGCAGGCCUCGAUCUGAUCGUAUUUGCGUCCCAAUCCGCGGCGCGAAGAAUCACACUCAAUACGAUGGAGAACAUUCGGUCGAGGGCAAUGAAGCAGGCAGCCGCUAAGAAGGAAACUAAAUAGGGUGUAGUUUGGCAUUAAUUGAAUUCUCUUUGGAUGAUAAUUUUCACCACCAAGCUUCAGUUGGGCGAGUUGGAUUUGUGUGUUAGCGAAAAGUGGAAGUAUGUUUGCGUUAGAUAGGUAGCCUCCGGUAGUUGUUUUUAUACUUUUUUACUCAAGUUAUGAUUUGCUUUCCAAAUCGUUCCAACUGUCACCUAAAGUUGAAGUUGUCGAAGGCAUCUACUACUGAAUGGAGAAAAGGGCUCACAAGGUGGGAUGAAAGAAGUCGCAAAUACAAAUAUAGAUACAUAAGAUUACCAUAACGGUAGUGAUAGUAA